Molecule: messenger RNA, 531 nt
Organism: Trichomonas vaginalis G3
Lineage: Eukaryota; Parabasalia; Trichomonadida; Trichomonadidae
Exons: 1
Coding region: 1-531 (176 amino acids)
Source: RefSeq, a predicted model, not a curated record
AUGGAGAACAAAGUUAUUGUUAAGCGAGAAGCGAAUGAAGAUACAAUCUCUUUAUCAGAUAUAGUAUCGCCAUGUAGCUCGGUAGUUUAUGGUCAUUAUAUGAAAAAUCAGCAAAUUAUUUACAUGUUUAAAAAAAUUAAUUCAGAUGAAACGCAAUAUUCAUCAGAUGUUGACGUUGUUGGUCUUGAAUCAAUUGAAAAAUAUUGGAACGAACUAGCAAUGGCCUUUUCUGUAAGUGAUAAUAAAAGACCCCAAUUCAGAUUCUUUUACAACAUGACAAUUCCUCCAGAAAACAAAAUAAAAUACAUAUCUCCAGCGGAUUAUUCUAAUUUUCAGAACGAUAUUUUACUAAUGCAGACAAUAAAAAUUUUAUCAAUUACAAAAACGGAAAAUGGAUAUACAUUUCAAAUAUAUGAUACUAAAGCCAAUAAAACUUCGACUGUAUCCACUACAGACACUCUUGAUAAAGAUGUUUUGCUUGCAAUCAAUCAGUAUUUGUUAGAAAUGGCCCAAAAUACUGUAAAGAAAUAA